This is a messenger RNA of Aspergillus vadensis CBS 113365, 501 nucleotides long. RefSeq lists its product as uncharacterized. Lineage: Eukaryota; Fungi; Ascomycota; Eurotiomycetes; Eurotiales; Aspergillaceae. The coding region runs from base 1 to 501 and encodes 166 amino acids. The transcript has a single exon. The record is from RefSeq and is a predicted model, not a curated record.
AUGACAUCCACAACCACCACCUCAGCAGCAGCAGCAUCAACCACCUGCGGCGGCUCCGGCCAAUACGAACUUCCCGUCAAAGACGCAGCAUGUGGCGUGCCAAAUAUCAAAAGCUACCAAUCUCUCUUCGAUAACUGUGCGAAGCCCGCCGGUUCCCGAUCAUACUAUCACGAUUGUGCUCUGUGGAGUUAUGCCAUAGAUCAAUCUGUCCAAGACCUCACCGACUGUCUUUAUAAGGCCGGGGUAGCGUGGGAGGAUGUUUGGUGCACAGGAAAUACCAACGCAACUGCAACGGUCACUUCGUAUCCAACUGCCACGGCUACGGGUACAUCAGAGACAAAGAGUAAGGGAGCGACUAAGACAGGAAGUUCGACUUCUUCUGCUGCUUCUGAGACAGGAUCGGAGAGGAACGCAGCAUAUUCUUGCCGCAAUCAGGUUUCUACUAAGCUUGCAUUGGGAAUAUUGGGGCUCGUUGUGACGGGGGUUAUAGGUUGGAGUUAA